Aureobasidium musti is the source of this 1329-nucleotide messenger RNA. NCBI's taxonomy places the organism in Eukaryota, Fungi, Ascomycota, Dothideomycetes, Dothideales, Saccotheciaceae. The record is from the annotation of a GenBank genome assembly.
UUCUUACUAGCAAUGACGACAAACUCACUAGAUCCCAUAGCGCAAGCGAAUCACUUCCGCACAAGGCUUGACUCUACAGCUCCUAUUAACGGAGAAACGAAGAUUAUCUCGCGGUCUUCACCUUCUAAUGGAGUUGUAACAUAUACACUCCAGAUUGGAUCUGUGUCUGUCCCAAAUGUCUCGCUCACUGAGGUCACGGAGUAUAUUUCAGCACAUGAUCUAGAAGUCUUCGAAAACCAAACCUUUGCAAACGAUAUCAAAGAAGAAGAGACCAGACAGAAGGAGCGACUAGCUGCAAAAGCACAAACCCGCAGGAACAGAAUCACAGACUCCGAUUCGGCUUCUGAAUCUUCAUCUACGCGUGCUAGAUCCGUGUCCGGUGCACCGCUGUCUGGAAAUGAGAACUCCGGAGCGGCAGCUGGCGGCAGACAGCGACCGUCCUACACCCAUUUCUAUCCCAAGCAACGGGCACCACGAGGAUCUUUGAAGCCCGUAUCGACACACGGACUGGCCGAACCACCAGUCAAGAACAAUAACAAGAGACGUCGACUAGGAGAAGAUCAGGACGGCAAUAUGUCUUCAACGCAAGACACAGAGGGUGUCUAUAGCGUAGCCUCUCCCAAGCUAGCGACCCAACCACCUUCUGCUAUGGAGCAGGCAGCCGGCAUGGUUUCAGACGCACAAGAAGAGUCUGACCCAAUGGAACUGGACGACGACGACGAUGAUGAGUCCGACAAUGACAUUGACAUCCCGAUCCGACAACCAGUAGGCGCUUCGAACACAGAUGUGCACGCAGACAAGGGCAAGGGCGCGGCAAGCGCCUUCUUCACAUUCAGAGAUCAUGCCGUUCGUCCAAUUUCAAGCACUGCUGCGCGCAACCAACCCCCAUCUGCCAAAGCAAAACUUGUGGCCUCGUUGACCGAAAGACAAGCACCUGCAGUCUCGAUGAAAGAAACACCAACGACAAACACACUACUAGCAUCAGCCUCAAACUUAGCCUCUCUCCGCACGACCGACCCAAGCGCCAAAACUUCAGCUUCUCAAGCAGUCGCUACUGUCAACGGCCCCGAUGCUGACUCAGGCUCCGAUUCUGAAGAAUCUCAAGUCUACGCGGUCGAAAAGAUCCUGGCCCAUGGCCUCUCGGAUCCGAGGUCUCACGACAAGUCCGUUCACGGAAACAAGCCAGUCAUGUUGUAUCACGUCAAAUGGGAAGGCUACGAUGCCACGACUUGGGAGCCGGCAACAAGUUUCGAGGACACGGACGUGCUCCAGGAGUACUGGAUCCAGCAAGCGCAGAAACAGAAACAGAAGCUGAAGCUGCAGGCUUGA